AGAGUUAAAGUAUGUAAAACAAUAGAAUUAGAUUAGAGUUGAGAUGUAUGAGAGUGUAGCCUUUAUACUGAGAGAUGUGUCGCUCCAGUGCGGUUAUAAAAACUCUGAUUUUCCUCACAUUUUCUCUUCAUCUUUCAUCAGCAGUCACACACUCUCUGCAGUACUGCUACACGGCAGUUACACCAGGAAUACAUUUCCCAGAAUUCACUGCUGUGGGUCAGGUGGAUGGACAGCAGUUUGAGCUCUAUGACAGUAACAUCAAGAAGGCGAUCCCAAAGACAGAGUGGAUACUGAAGGUCACUGAUGAUCAUCCAGAGUUCUGGAACAGACACACACAGAUUUAUCAGAAUUGGCAGGAGAUAUUCAAAACUGGUCUGAAUAUGGGGAUGAAGCACUUUAAUCACAGUACAGGUGUUUACACGGCACAGCUGAUGUUCGGCUGUGAGCUCGAUGAGGACGGCACCACUAGAGGACACGCGCAGUUAGAAUAUGAUGGAGAAGAUUUUCUCAGUCUGGAUCUAAAAACUAAAACCUGGAUUCCAGCGAAACAUGGAGCUGAGAUGAACAAACAUAUUUGGAAUUAUGUUAAUGAGACUACUAAGAACUGGAACGACUAUGUGAGCACCACCUGUAUCGACCGGAUAAAUAUGUAUGUGUCUUACGGUGCAGGGACUCUGGAGAGGAAAGUUAAUCCUGAGGUGUCGGUGUUCCAGAAACGUUCUGCUUCUCCAGAUGUGGUGUGUCACACUACAGGUUUCUUCCCCAAACCACUUAAUAUUACCUGGCAGAAGGACAGAGAGAAUGUGCAUGAGGACGUGGAGCUCAGAGAGACGUUACCCAACCAGGAUGGAAGCUUCCAGAGGAGAAGCAUUCUGAAAGUCCCAGCUGAGGAGCUGCAGAAACACAACUACACCUGCGUGGUUCAGCACAGCAGCUUGGAGAAGGAGUUAGUGCGAGAAGUACCAAAAGGUGGAGGAUCGAUUGCUAUCAUCACUGCUGUAGUCGCGGCUCUCGCUGCUCUCGUCGCCGUUGUUGCUGGAAUUAUAAUCUGGAAGAAGAAGAACUCUGGCUUUACACCUGUUCCACCCAAACCCUCCUCUGAAGGAGAUUCUUCAACCAACAACUCUUAAAGUCUGACUGUGUGUCUUCCUAUUGAACUGAGAAGGAGAAGAGGAUUGAUGCACACACAAACACACACUGUGCUUGGACUAAAGUGUAAAAAUUAACUCCCCAAGUUCAUGGUUUUUAAUCACCACUCAGGUGAAUUAAUUUUGUCCUAUUUUGGACACGUAACUCAGUAAUUUGUUACUAAUGUGAAUAAAGGUAAUACCCUUUAAAUAUACAGGGCUCCAAUCAGGAAAGAAGUUAUUGAAGCAAAGCUAUUACUUGUUUAUGACCUUGCUAUGACCUUAUUUGAAGAUCAAAAGCUAAUCAGUUUAUCAAUUUUUUUUUAUAAGCAUUUUAUACAGUUGGGUCCAUAAGUAUUUGGACAGAGACACAAUAUUCCUAUUUAAAGUAUGUUCCUUUACACAACCAACAACUGAACUUGAAUUAAAGCAGUCAGUAUGUGAUAUGUUUUGUUCCAUUAUCCAUCUGUACUGUGAAGCUCAGUUCAGUUUCACUGGCAGUCAUACACAAGCAUGCCACAACACUGCCUCCACUGUGUCCGAUGAUGUUGUGGUACAAUAUUGAUGUACUGUAUGAGAAAUGUCUGUCUUUUCUGUUCCUAGUGUUUCCAGUGGUUUGCAUCAUUAGGUGACAUCUCAGUAACACCAUAACACAUCUGUAUUUACUGUACACUCAUCAAGGUGUAAAUUAUCUCUUGAUUGUAGACGCUGAUACUCGUGCCUGCUCCAGAGGUUUCUUGCCAUGGCUACUGUAGAUGUAACCUUGUGAAUGGGUUUUUCUUCGCCAAGAAAAGACCUCUGCGAUUAUCCACUUUAGUUGUAUUUUGUCUUCCAGGCCUUUUGGUGUUACUGAGCUCACUGAUGCUUACUGUAUCACUUCUUUUAAAGAAUGUUUCAAAGUGUUUAUUACUGAGUGUUAUCAAGAUCAGCUACAAAAUGGAAAAUGGUUUAUAGAUACUCUCAUAUCUGUUUAUUUUAUCUCAUAUUUUUUGUACUUUGAUAAUUUUGUUCAGCAACUGUAAAAGUGUCAUGUUAUUUGCAUAAAUUUUUGGAAUGUGUUGUUUUAGUCUUUUUAGUCAUAAAUCAGGGAGUUGAAAAACUUGUACAGUGAAACUGAUACCAUGAAUCUUACUGGCUGUGUUUGUUACUGUAUAAGUGGAGCAGUAUAUGAUGUAUCUAAGCUUUACAGAUUACUGUGAAAGAGUGGCUACUGUACAUUGUGUGAUGUUUAAAUUGCUCUGCCUGCUUUAUAUUUAUAAUGACAAACUUCCAGUAAGUGAGUAGAGUAAUAGAACCUAGUCGAGAUAAAUGUGAUUCAAUACUGGAUGAAUUUUGUAAUUUUA
Messenger RNA from Clarias gariepinus (North African catfish), 2470 nucleotides. RefSeq names its product BOLA class I histocompatibility antigen, alpha chain BL3-7-like. Gene Ontology annotation, biological process: immune response. The transcript is spliced from 7 exons. Gene Ontology annotation, cellular component: external side of plasma membrane. Lineage: Eukaryota; Metazoa; Chordata; Actinopteri; Siluriformes; Clariidae. The coding region runs from base 75 to 1130 and encodes 351 amino acids. The record is from RefSeq and is a predicted model, not a curated record.